Molecule: messenger RNA, 1455 nt
Organism: Fonsecaea erecta
Lineage: Eukaryota; Fungi; Ascomycota; Eurotiomycetes; Chaetothyriales; Herpotrichiellaceae
Exons: 4
Coding region: 1-1455 (484 amino acids)
Cellular component (GO): nucleus; cytoplasm
Molecular function (GO): mRNA binding
Source: RefSeq, a predicted model, not a curated record
AUGCCUCAGAGGCAGGAACGCCAUCGACGCCGUCAUUCGAGCAAAGACGAGCAACCCUAUAUUAUCCUCGUCCAAGAUAUUCCACGCCACUGCCGAUGGCAAGAGCUCAAGGACAUGACACGAAGUCUCGGGGGUGAACAGAGCUUGAAAGCUGAAGUUUUCAAUGUUGGAGACGGAACCCAGCUGGGUCAUUGCACCAUCAAGGGAAGGGCCGACGCCGUCAAGGUCUAUGAGAACCUCUGCACUCAGGGGUGGAAUGGCUACCGUGUGCGUGUCAAGUUGGUUGCCCAAGAGAAGGACGGGAGCUUGAGAAAAAUCGAGGGACCCAAGGAAAGCAAUGGGAUCGUCCCCUCUGAGAGACCAGCCGGACUUUUCCAUCCAACCCUACCAGGACCUGCUGCGACGGCACGGUCUUCUGCAAACCCUCUCUACACGACCUCUGCUCAUCCGCCAGCGUCCAUGAGCUACACUACACAGUAUGCAACCAUGACUUCCUGGGCUGGUCAACCAAGCGUGCCUUCACUCACUCCCACCCUAGCUCCUACUACGAUGGCAUACUUAUCUGGGGUCUGUCCGCCUCGAUCUUCAUAUCUGACGCCUUCAGCUCAUGCAGGUAACGUCGGCCCAGCAACCCCGAACAGCAUUCACUUUUCCGGUGACUCUGGACUGCCUCCGCCAACGUCUUCUGCGCCUCCCCCCGUCCGUCGUGCCAAUGACGGCAGCAAAAUCUUCAUCUCUGGAUUACCAUAUUACCAAUCUGAGAGCGAACUGCGUGGCAUCCUCAAACGCUACGGCAGCGUUAUCUACCUCGAGAUCCACCCUGACAGCCGCAACCCGGGGAAGAACAAGGGCACAGCACGGGCACGAUAUAAAAGCCCCGCCGAAGCCCUCGUCGCCGUCCGCGACCUCGACGGUCGAUAUCUGUCUAACCGCAAGAUCAGCGUCAAACAGGAGAAAGACGAGCCUUCGAUGACCACGGCGAGCAAGGCGUCCAGCUCAGGGUCAUCCCGGAGUGCGAUGCAGGAGACAAAGAGUGGAAGCAGCUCGUCGAAGCAAAAGAAGAUCGGUGGAUGUGCUUCUAAGACCAGCAGUUCCAAGUCCAGAAGGAGUGUCACUGCAUCGGUCAAGGAAGCAGCGAGAGGACCGUCUCGGUCUAAUAGAGAUAGAACGGGAUACAGCAGCGGCUCGACAUCCCCACAAGGUCCCCUUGUCGUCAAUGGUGCACGACGUUCUUCGACUCGACGAGGUAGCUGGGGUGAGAAAUCCGCAGACGACAGUGAUGACAGCAGUGAUGAUACUGAAUGUAGUGACGAGGGUGCGACGCUGGUGGACGAUGAGGAAGAAGAGGAAGAGGACGACGACGACGACGACGACGACGACGACACAGAUGAUGGCGUGCGAAAGGUAUGUCCGUAUAUCACGCUGGUUCAUGUUAACAUUCCCGUUCAGCAGUAG